This is a messenger RNA of Panthera uncia (snow leopard), 403 nucleotides long. Its product is annotated as 40S ribosomal protein S27-like. Lineage: Eukaryota; Metazoa; Chordata; Mammalia; Carnivora; Felidae. The coding region runs from base 65 to 295 and encodes 76 amino acids. Gene Ontology annotation, cellular component: ribosome; cytosolic small ribosomal subunit. The record is from RefSeq and is a predicted model, not a curated record. Gene Ontology annotation, biological process: translation; ribosomal small subunit assembly. Gene Ontology annotation, molecular function: structural constituent of ribosome; RNA binding. The transcript has a single exon.
UUAUGGAUAUAGAUGCAAAAAUCCUCAACAAGCUUUCCGGUGGUGACAACCUUCCCACGAGAACAUGCCCCUUGAAAAGGACCUCCUCCACCAGUCCACAAAAGAGGAGAUGAGGAAGCAUAAGAAGAAGUGCCUGGUGCAGAGCCCCAACUCCUACUUCAUGGAUGUGAAGUGCCCAGGAUGCUACAAAAUCACCCCCAUCUUUAACCAUACACGAACAGUAGUUUUGUGUGUUGGCUGCUCCACUGUUCUUUGCCAGCCUACAGGAGGAAACGCAAGGCUUACAGAAGGAUGAUCCUUCAAAUGGCAGCAGCACUAAAAGCACCCUGAAUCUAGAUGAGUGGGAAACUAUCCUAAUAAACAUAUUUUGGAUUAAAAACAAUCCUUGGGGUGCCUGGGUGGC